UAGAAGGCUGUGAUUUGAGAUGACGUGAUUGUGUUGGUUAUGUUGAUUUUGGCGGGCGUAAGUUUGUCGCUUAAUAAUUAUGUUUUAAGACAAUGCUUGGUCCUAUCAGUAAGUAUUUGAUUGUAAACUACUAUAUACGCACUUUUUAAAAGAAUAAAACAAGAGAAUUCGAUGAAUAUCACUUCCGUUUUGUAACAGGAACAGGAAGUUACCUUUCAAUAUGGCGAUAAUGAAAACAUCCUGUUUUUAAAUAAUGACUUUUAUGCAAAGAACUUUGAGUAACUCAACUAUGUAUGGAGCAUUCUGCAGUUUAUUAUUUAUGGGACGAGUUGAAAUCACUUAAAAUACUUAAACGUUAAAUUUGUUAAUCUGGCGUAAUGGAGAACGUGGAACACAUUGUAUAUGCAGAAGUCGAACCCGGCGAACUAGUUCCUAUGGACAUGAGCGGGAGCCCAGGACAGUCGCCGGACUCGAUGGAGGUGUCUCUGGUGGAGCUGGGCAAGCAGCUGUUGCUUUGUGCCAGGGAUGGGGAUACCGUGGAGGUGCACGCCCUCAUGGGCCGAGGGGCCCCUUUCACCACCGACUGGCUGGGGACCAGCCCGCUGCACCUGGCCGCGCAGAACGGCCACGAGGACACGGUGGAGGUGCUGCUGCGGGCGGGGAUAUCCCGCGACGCCCGCACCAAGGUGGACCGCACGCCCCUGCACAUGGCCGCCUACGAGGGCCACGCGUCCAUCGUGGAGCUGCUGCUGGGUCGCGGGGCCAACCCCAACGCCAAGGACAUGCUGCGGAUGACGCCCCUGCACUGGGCGGUGGACAAGGGCCACGUGAGGACCGUGGAGGUGUUGCUGAGGCACGGUGCCGACAUCCGGGCGGUCAGCAAGUUCGACAAGACACCCCUGACCAUGGCCGUCGAGAACAACCGGCCUGACAUCCUCCAGCUCCUUCAGACGGUGCAGUGCUUGAAGCCGGCGGGGACCGGGGAGGAUCUGGCCUUGACGCUGGCCGCUGCUGCGAGUAGCAUGGCCGGCGACGCGGAGACGGACACCUCUUGCUCCCCGCUGCAGGGCGAGGCUGCCUCCGCCAGCGGCUCAGUGAACAGGUUAUCUGUAGAGCCACUCUCAUUCCCAACAAAACAAAUUUUUAUGAAGUCGAAAUUCAAACCAAGAUUAAUGGGAUCUUUAGGACCACUGCGAAAAGUGGAAACAGUCCAGGACACCAACACGACACUGCAGCUGCUCAAGGCCCAUGGCAUUGCGAUGUUGCCAACAGACGACUCCACACUGGUAGCCUCUGCAGUAGAGAAUGGGAAGACCAUAGUAUUAACAGAGGCGGGGAAGCUUGCGCUGAACCUGACGCAAGAAACCAUCCAGAACCUGGUGCAGAAGGCAGUCCCAGCCUCCGGCACGAAAGCGACGGCCAUCCCUGUGAACAAGCGCAAGGUGAUAACGAUAAGGACCAGCCAGUUGUUCCCGCCGGACGGCCAGCGAGGGCCCAACAUACUGAAGAGGGUGGAGUUGAGCAGGCAGGGGGCAGACGCGUUGGCGCCCCCGACCAAGCUCUUCGUGACUGCAGCCAACAGGAACAAUAUGCAAGUACCUGUAACGCUGGCUUCUCACGCUGACCUGGCCACGAUAACGAAACAGCUGGAGGAAGCGCGGAGGCAAGCGGAAGAGUACAAAGAACUGUUGUUGAAGAAGGAGCGGGAAGCAGAGGAAUACAAGAAGAAACUCCAGUCAAUCACAAACACGAAUCGCUGAUCGACCACACGCUCCAAACUGUUGUGAAACAACAGAUAUAAAUGUGGAUAUACUAAUUUACAGCUUCACAGUCAUAGUUUGGUAUGCUGUUUGUGAUUGGGUGUUUCAGUGCUGUUUCGAUAUUUCAGUUUGUUUCCAUGAAGCAUUGUAAAAACAGUUGUGUUACAUUGAAUUUUAAUACAGUUUACUAAUUACAAA
Bacillus rossius redtenbacheri is the source of this 1958-nucleotide messenger RNA. It is a transcript of the gene Atac3, whose product is annotated as GA-binding protein subunit beta-1. The transcript is spliced from 10 exons. Gene Ontology annotation, biological process: protein localization to T-tubule; regulation of cardiac muscle contraction; positive regulation of transcription by RNA polymerase II. Gene Ontology annotation, molecular function: protein binding; transcription cis-regulatory region binding. The coding region runs from base 378 to 1760 and encodes 460 amino acids. Lineage: Eukaryota; Metazoa; Arthropoda; Insecta; Phasmatodea; Bacillidae. Gene Ontology annotation, cellular component: nucleus; T-tubule. The record is from RefSeq and is a predicted model, not a curated record.